UUUCGAGUGUCAAUACCAGACCUUGGACCGUCAAACCCUUACUCUUUCUAAAUAUGCUAUCGUUCCCCCGGAUUCGGAGACUCUGACAUCGGAUAAGGAGCAGGAGUCAACCCCCACGCCGGAUAGUCCUGCAGUAGAGGAAUCGGAUCCCCAGCCCUCAGACGACUCCCCCGCAUCAACUGCAGGUAAGUCCGUGUCAGCAAUACGUAUUCCUGUAGAUGUUCUUUUCUUUUCUCUUUUCUUUUCUUUUCUUUUCUCUUCGUUUUAGAUAGACGGUCUAUUGUUAAUGAGACCAUUAGAAGAGCCGACGGGUUCAUCAGAUGAUACCCCCCCAGUCGAACCCACAAGCGCCCCCGAAGGCGACGAUGCCACCCCAAGCCCCGAUGAUGCCGAUGCCACCACAGAUAGUCCGGCAGACUCGCAGGAGCCUCCUGUAGAGGCUGACCCUGCCUCUGAGGCCACCGCAGAUUCUCCGGCAGAAGCCAAGGAGGCCCCUGUAGAGGACAACUCCGCUCCGAAUCCAGAUGACGCCCAGGCCAGUACAGAUCCUCCGCCUGAGGCAGCCCAAGAGGGUGCAGAGCCUGCAGAGCCUACUGCUGAAGAGCCUGCAGUAGAAGAAGCUCCUGCUGAAGCUCCUGCUGAAGAGCCUACAGUAGAAGAGCCUGUUCCCGAAGAACCUGCUGCCGAGGAGGUUCCUGCCGAAGAGCCAGUAGCUGAAGCUCCUGCCGAAGAGCCUGCAGUUGAAAAGCCUGCCGAAGAGCCUGCGGUAGAAGAGCCUGUCGAAGAAUCUCCUGCUGAAGAAUCUCCUGCCGAAGAGCCUGCAGUUGAAGAGCAUGCUGCCGAAGAAUCUCCUGCUGAAGAGCCUGCUGCUGAAGAGCCUGCAGUAGAAGAGCCUGCAGUAGAAGAGCCUGCUGCCGAAGAAGCUCCUAGUACUGAAGAACUGCCUGCUGAGGAGCCUGCUGCCGAAGAACCGCCUGUUGAAGAACCUGCUGCUGAAGAGGCCCCUGCUGCUGAAGAACCUGCUGAAGACCCGCCUGUUGAAGAAUCGCCUGUUGAAGAAUCGCCUGUUGAAGAAUCGCCUGCUGAAGAACCUACCGAAGAACCGCCUGUCGAAGAAUCGCCUGUUGAAGAGCCUGCGGUAGAAGAACCUGUGGCAGAGGAACCCGUGGCAGAGGAGCCCGUGGCAGAGGAGCCCGUGGCAGAGGAGCCCGUGGCAGAGGAGCCCGUGGCAGAGGAGCCCGUGGCAGAGGAGCCCGUGGCAGAGGAACCCGUGGCAGAAGAACCUGCUGCUGAAGUACCUGCUGCUGAAGAACCUGUCGAAGAACCUGCCACUGGAGAAGCUCCUGCCGAUGAACCUGCUGCCGAAGAGCCUAACGUCGAAGAAGCUCCUGCUGAAGAGCCAGUGGAUGAAGUUCCUGCUGAAGAAAUUCCUGCUGAAGAGGCUCCCGCUGCAGAAACCACAACUGAAGAGCCCGCUGCUGAAGAGCCAGUAGCUGAAGCACCCCCUGCCGAGGAGCCUACCGCUGAGGAGCCUGCUGCUCCAGAGCCAGUGGUAGAAGAGCCUGCCGCCGAAGAGCCCGCCGCUGAAGAGAACAAUUCUCCCGAGGAAGAGACCUCCGCUCAGUCUGACGAAGCGGCCAGUAAUGACGAUGAGUUUCCUGACAUCGAUCCAGAAGCCGAGUCAGAUAAAGUGGAGGCAGAGAAAGCAGAGACUGCCAAACAGGCCGCUGAAGAUGCCCGGAUAGAGGCAGAGGAAGCCGCUAAAGUAAAGGAGCUUGAGGCUGAUGGAGUCGAAGACUGGGUCUCCGCCGGGCAGGAAAACGAGGUAGACCAUGAACCGACACCGGAUCCUGAGCCUGCUGAAGAGACCCAAGCGGAAUCAACUGAAGAGCCAACUACAGAGGAAUUUGCUGAAGAACCCGCCGCCGAAGAGCCUGCAGCUGAGGAAGUCGUUGAAGAGCCUGCUGCUGAAGAGCCCGUCACCGAGGAGCCUGCCGCCGAAGAACCUUCAGCUGAAGAGCCAGCGGCAGAAGAACCUGCUGUUGAAGAACCUGCUGCUGUAGAAGCUCCUGUCGAAGAGCCUGCUGCUGAGGAGCCAGUGGCUGAAGCUCCUGCCGAUGAUCCUCCUGCUGAAGAGCCUGCUCCUGAAGAACCUGCUGCUGAAGAGGCUCAUGUCGAAGAGCCCGCCACUGAGGAGCCUGCCGCUGAAGAGCCUAUUGCUGAGGAGCCUGUCGCUGAGGAGCCUGUUGCUGAGGAGCCUGCUGCUGAAGAAGCUAUUGCCGAAGAAGCUCCUGCUGAAGAACCUGUUGCUGAGGAGCCAGUGGCAGAAGAACCUGUGGCUGAGGAGCCUGUGGCAGAAGAGCCUGUGGCAGAAGAGCCUGUGGCAGAAGAGCCUGUGGCAGAAGAGCCUGUGGCAGAAGAGCCUGUGGCAGAAGAGCCUGUCGCUGAGGAGCCUGUCGCUGAAGAAUCUGUGGCAGAAGAGCCUGUUGCUGUAGAACCUGCUGCUGAAGAAGCCCCCGUCGAAGAAGAUCCUGCCGAACCGCCCAUCGAAAAAGCUGUCGAGGAAGUCACCGAAGAAGCUCCUGCUGAAGAACACGCUGAGGAAGCACCAACUGAAGCGAUUCCUGCUGAAGUGCCCGCUGAGGCAUCGGUAGAGGAGACACCAGCCCAGGAGCAGGCUCAGGAGGUCCCUUCUGAAGAACCUCCGGUAACAGAAGAUUCAGUCGAGGAAGCCCCGGGAGAAGAAAUCAUUGCUGAAGAACCUUUUGAAGCACCUGUUGAAGAGCCUCUCGAAGCACCUUUUGAAGAACCUUUUGAAGAGCCUCUUGAAGAAGAAAUGGCUGAAAGGGAACUAGAAGAAGAGGAACUGGCCGACGAGUUUGCGCCUCAGGAAACCGGCGCAGUAAUUGAUGACCGAGAAGAAAGCUCUUCGCGAGAAGGCUCCGCAGCAAAUAACUCAGAUAAUCAUGUGUCCGGUAGCUCAAAAAGAAGAAAGAGACGAACAUCUACUAUGGACCGAGAGCAACGGCAUUCGAGGGGUUCCAAUGACGGCCAAAAGGCUCAGCUUGAACGCCAGAAGAGCGAUCGGGGGAUCUUCACGAAUCGAUGGGCAAAGGCUUUGGAAGAGGCGCGACGACAACACGAUGAAAAGCUCAAGAAGGAUGCCCACCGCCAGCGAAGGGACAAGGACAAGGAGGUUGUGCGAGAAAAGGAGCGAACGGCGUCUGACAAGCCUAGACGAACCGAGCGGACCGAGAAGGAGAGGGAAUCAUCAUCCAGCAAACACAAGCGUCGGAGCGAAGAGCAACCUAGAAGUCAUGAUCGUGAACGGCGAGAGGAGCCGUCCUCGAAGCCCGGGUCAUCGGGAAAUGGCACCCAACGAACUUUCUUGAGAUACAUGAAGACGGCCGAGUCAGACAAUCGUCCACUGCUGACAAUCAACGCCACCAAGGCCGCAGCGCCGGUGCAAGACCCGAAACGACGGGCUUCAACAACAAACGGUCACUCCAGCCAACAUCGGAGCGACCACCGUUCUCACGAUGAAAAGAGGUCAUCCGGGCGUUCCAGUGGCUCACACGAGGAUGAGGACAACGCCCGACGUGAGGCGAGAAGAGCGCGCCGGAAGGCCGAGCAGGAGGCGGAAUUGAAGUCAAGAGAGGAGCAGAAGCCAAAGGAGGAGCAUAGAUCAAGGGAGGAGCGUAAGUCAAGGGAGGAGCAUGGGUCAAGGGAAGAAGACCAGCCAUCAUCCAGCCGCCAUGUCGGAGAGAGCCAUCGUCGUCACCGGCGGAAACGCGAAGAGUCGCCUCCGCGAGAGUCGAGGCUGAAGAGCUUUUUCAAGUCCACAAUUGCAGCCCAUUGAGGGAGAAAGGCUUGGUAUCAACGGUUUAAUAUCCUAUUUUUUUUUCUUUUUUUUCCUUUUUCCAUUCUCACCUUGUCCUUUACUUUGGAAAUUUUCUUCAACAUCCCUUUACUUUUUGUCUCUUCAACCUUGUCAUUAUCAAUUUGUGUUCUAGCGU
Penicilliopsis zonata CBS 506.65 is the source of this 4016-nucleotide messenger RNA. RefSeq lists its product as hypothetical. Bases 287 to 3859 code for a protein of 1190 amino acids. The record is from RefSeq and is a predicted model, not a curated record. NCBI's taxonomy places the organism in Eukaryota, Fungi, Ascomycota, Eurotiomycetes, Eurotiales, Aspergillaceae. The transcript is spliced from 2 exons.